Merops nubicus (carmine bee-eater) is the source of this 1152-nucleotide messenger RNA. RefSeq names its product maelstrom spermatogenic transposon silencer (gene MAEL). Gene Ontology annotation, molecular function: sequence-specific DNA binding. The annotation marks the transcript as partial. The transcript has 12 exons. NCBI's taxonomy places the organism in Eukaryota, Metazoa, Chordata, Aves, Coraciiformes, Meropidae. Gene Ontology annotation, biological process: regulation of miRNA-mediated gene silencing; spermatogenesis; piRNA processing. The record is from RefSeq and is a predicted model, not a curated record. Gene Ontology annotation, cellular component: P granule; nucleus.
GUCAGCCGCGUGGUCGACGCCAUCCCCUACUGCUCCCAGGCGUGGGCGUUGCUGACUGAGGAAGAAAAGAUGGCAUAUAGAAAGGAGGCUCAUAAGUGGAAAGAAGAGAAAUGCUCUCAGAAGACAGUGAAAGAGACACAUAAUCUGGAUCAUCCAGCUCCUGCUUGUCUGACCACAAGGAUGCCCAGUGUUACUUCUCUUCCAAAUACUUCUGCUAUGUCUUGGAAGAACGAUGAAGCUGUGGUUGCAGACGUCUUCUACUUCCUGAACAUUUACAGCCAUGGCAAGCUGCCGUCCCACUGUGAGCAGCGCUUUCUUCCUUGUGAGAUUGGAUGUGUCAGGUACUCCUUGCUGGAUGGCAUAACGGCUGAUUUCCAUCACUUCAUAGAUCCAGAAGUACCGCCAUAUGGGUUUCUGUAUCACUGCCAGGCUGCUAGUGAUGCCACUCACAAGAUCCCUGUGUCUGGAUUUCACCUUUCACGCACUUGUUACGCAGUUGUCUUACAGGAACUUCUCAAGUUUGCUCAGCCAGCCAGAGGUGUUUGGCCUCAUUUCUACUGCAGGUCUAAUGACAGAUUCCGAAUUAACUGGUGUCUCAGUCGAAUGGCUAGCGUAACAGGCAUUGAGAGCCAUGUGGAGCUUCUCACUGUAGAAGACCUGGUAACGGAACUGUACCAGAAGAAGUACCAAAAGGAGCCAUCCAAGACUUGGGUGUGUAGAGAACUGGAUGUCUGCUUGUGGGAUUUCUGCAGUAAUACCAGGUGCAAGUGGCAUGAAGAGAUUGAUACACUCUGCUGUGCUUUGGCAUCCUGUAAGAAGAUUGCUUACUGCAUCAGUAAAUCUUUAGCUAGUUUGUAUGGAGUCUCACUGACAGCAGCUCACCUACCUCCUCAAGACUCUGACUAUGGUGAAAGCAAGAAUACCAAGGUGGUGAUACUGGAUGCUGGGUGUUUUCAGAAAACGAGGGCUGAGCAUUCUGAUGGUGACAGACAUUCCACUUCUCCAAGUCAGGAUCAAGAGUUUGUCCUUGCUAACUGUGAUUCUCCAUGUGGUGUCAAGACUUCCCUUUAUGGCACGAGUACAGCGAGGGGAAGAGGAGUUACACGAUUGUUGAGUUGCGCAUCUGAUCUACCCAGGUCUUCCAGUAAUUGA